CUCUCGUAUAACCCGGAAGGACGCCAGGAACCUCGAAAACAUCCUAUAAACGAUACUACCGAAAAUCAUUCGCUAGCAUUACCAAUCUCUGCAUUACCAAAAACAAAAAAAUCGAAUAAAAAGCUCUCCGACGAAAAGGCGAUUCAAUCAAUCAAACGCCCCAGUCGCCCUCUCGGGUCUAAAAAUAGGCCAAGAGUAAGGAGCGCUCCAGAAAUAAGAGAGACGAUUGCCUCUCGUCUCAGAAGAAGAGAAUUAGGUAAAACGCGAGUCCCACCAAAAAUAAAUUAUCGCGAAACCGGCAGACUGGUUAUAAACUCAGAAGAUCCCGAGUCACAAGAAACUGCAAAUGAAGAACAGGGGGACGACGAAGUCUUCUUACCAGUCUCCAUCUCAGGACCAUCCACGAAUAAUUCAACUCCAGACGUUGGACAAGAGGGGGACGAUAAAGCGGAGAAAGAUGAUGAAACCGACAAGGACAACGAAACGACCGUUCCACAAAAACAACGGCGAAAACCUCGCGAACUAGUAAAGAUGUUCGAUGAACUCCUCCAAAGGCGGCCUCCAUCGAAAAAUACCUACACAGAGAGGGCUCUAGAAAGAAUCCGCAGAGAAGAAGCAAUAUCUAAUUAUACUCCCCACGAGUACGCCGAGAUAAAACGAACUAGUUCCGACACCGCGAAAAAUAUUCGCCAAUCAUUAAACAAACUUCCACCUCUCUGGCGAAGUAAAGAAGACUCGUUAAAUGAAGACACCGCACCAGAAAUUAAUGUCGACAAAUUUCUGAGAGACAACUCGAUCGCGAUUCACAGGAUAUUUAGGCGACGGUCCAGAACCCCGAACUCCAAUAUUUGGAAGAUUAGCGGCCAUGGGUAUUUGGGUAUACGUUACGACCAUGUGGGCGGCCAAAUCGUAGACGAAAACGGUAAGGGAGUAAAUGAAACGGCCGAAACCGAAUCGGCCGACCCAAACAACACCCUUAUUGAAUCGGAAGGGGGACGAUCGAGCGAAAAAUCGCCAAAUAUAACGGGAAUAAAACAGGGGGAUGAUGUAGGGAACCAUCGAUUCGGUCCACCCUUUGUCGCCUACGAUCCUCCAACAUUCGAAGAAGCAGAGGAUAUUUUCGCCGAAAGACAUCAUCGGCCAAAAUUAUCUUCACCCUCGAGUUCCGAUAAAAAUGUACCGCCGAAAAGUCCCGAAAUCAAAAUAAAAUUUUCAGUCAGCCGUGAUGGGCUCACUUAUGCCCGAGAUCACUUAGUGCACUUUCUAGCAGCUGAUUGCGAGAUAAUAAAACCAGUAGCAAAACUACUCCGUGAUUUAGAAUUUAUAAAUGCCGAUGCCCUCCAUGCAUCGAAACCUUCAAAGGGAGAUGUAUUCGUCACCAAGUUAGGUCGUUGCAAAAUCUUCACGGUGUUUAUUAAAACGAAACAUUUUGAAAAAUUAGAUCCAAUUGACUUAAUCGAAGGAUUAAGAAAUCUUCGACAAUCGAUGCACAAACAUGAUAUCCAUUCGCUUCGC
Messenger RNA from Cotesia congregata, 1515 nucleotides. The record is from the annotation of a GenBank genome assembly. NCBI's taxonomy places the organism in Eukaryota, Metazoa, Arthropoda, Insecta, Hymenoptera, Braconidae.